This is a messenger RNA of Leishmania braziliensis MHOM/BR/75/M2904, 543 nucleotides long. RefSeq names its product tyrosyl or methionyl-tRNA synthetase-like protein. Bases 1 to 543 code for a protein of 180 amino acids. NCBI's taxonomy places the organism in Eukaryota, Euglenozoa, Kinetoplastea, Trypanosomatida, Trypanosomatidae. Gene Ontology annotation, molecular function: tRNA binding. The record is from RefSeq and is a predicted model, not a curated record. The transcript has a single exon.
AUGUCGCGCUGCUGCUUCGCGGUCGGCAGGGUGCUGGAGGUGUCGCGCCACCCCGAGAGCGAGAAGCUGUACAUUGAGAAGAUAGACCUCGGCGAGACGCUGAACUCGCUGAGCAACAACGAGCCGCGCACGAUCCUCAGUGGGUUGCAGGAGUUUGUAAAGGAGGAGGACUUUGUGAACCGCCUUGUGCUCGUGAUUGCGAACCUGGAACCGCGCAAGAUUGGUGGCAUUCCGUCCGCUGGCAUGGUGCUGUGCGCCUCCACCGGCGAGGACUCGCACGACCCCGCGUCGGCUGGGCAGGGGGAGCGCAAGGUGAUGCUGCUAGACAUUCCGGAGGGGACGGCCGUCGGGGAGCGCGUGGUGUUCGAGGGGCAUGACAUGCCGUACGAGCCAGUCCUGAGGAAAAAGCUCGCCAAGAACUUUGAGGAGGUCAUGAAGGAUGUGCGCAGCAACGCCGACGGUGUGGUGUGCUGGCAGGGGAAGCCGUUCCAGACUUCGGCCGGCGUCAUCAAGGUGUCCCUGUGCAACGCUCGCAUCUCGUAA